Porites evermanni is the source of this 2012-nucleotide messenger RNA. The record is from the annotation of a GenBank genome assembly. Lineage: Eukaryota; Metazoa; Cnidaria; Anthozoa; Scleractinia; Poritidae.
AUGAAAGAGUUAGUGGACAAUGAAAAUCGAUAUUCAGAUGAUGUACGGUUUUCAUACGAUAAUCUCAGCAGAAAGGUUACGGUUCAUUUGAAAAACAACGUAGAAGUUUCGCUAAAUGAUAUGGCCUAUAUCCUGGGGUUCACUCCCAAACAAAUUAUUUCAAAGACCACUAAGGGGGACAGACAGGUGGAUUUGGAAUACGGCUUUCACGAUCUUUUCGUUUACUGUGAACUUAGUCAGUCACAAUAUGUUCGCGAUGUACUGGUCCCUUUGCUUCGAAUUGUUCCUGUAGAAGGAGAGGUUGGUCAGCGAGUCGACAGUAAAUCGUUUGUGUGCCCUCAAUAUGUACCUGUCAGCAGAAAGCAAUUUGAAACCAUCGAAGUCAAUAUAAAGCGAGACACAGGGGAAUCUGUGCCAUUUGAGUUUGGAAGAGUGUUGUUAACACUUCAUUUUCGUCAGAGUCAACCUCAGUACUUUUAAAAAGGAAACAACUCCACGCUCCAAAUCAUAAGUUCUACGAACAGUACUAUGUUGAUCAAGCCANUCAGCAGAAAGCAAUUUGAAACCAUCGAAGUCAAUAUAAAGCGAGACACAGGGGAAUCUGUGCCAUUUGAGUUUGGAAGAGUGUUGUUAACACUUCAUUUUCGUCAGAGUCAACCUCAGUACUUUUAAAAAGGAAACAACUCCACGCUCCAAAUCAUAAGUUCUACGAACAGUACUAUGUUGAUCAAGCCAAGCAAAAAGGUGGGAAUUUACCCGCAUUUCACAGAGCUCGACUUCAGCGAGGGUACGGCUUAGGUUCCAUAUUUAAAGGUCUGUUCCGCUGGGCGAUGCCUCACCUGCAAUGAGGUGCUAAGGUGAUUGGAAAAAAAGCUUUGCAAACCGGGGUCAAUGUUGCGCAAGAUGUUCUUGAUGGAGAUAACAUUAAAAGGCAAUCAGCAAACAGGCUAAACAAGCCCUUGGUCUACCUUCCCAGAAUUCAUUGCAGGGACAACCAGGAGCUGGUAAAAAAGCUAUCAAAAGGAAAGCGCAAGGAGCCAAAAUCAGUUCACCUCUCGGCAAGAAAGCAAAAACAUCUCCGCAGCAAAAGAAGCGUCAAACCAUUUUUGACAAAGAAUAGAAUGCCCUUCGUUCAUCACGAGUCACGCGAGUGUACUUAAUCAGAGCUCGAUCUUUUUACUAUUCCUGCGACACAAACCUCUAUUCACAAAGGGCAAUGGAUUGAAUAUCACCCUCUCAGCAACAUCACGGACACUGGUCCUAUUGAAUUUAACGUAUCUGGAACCGGGGAAGAAUAUUUAGAUAUAGCGCGGACACAACUUUAUGUGAAAGCUAAGAUCACGAAAGCAAACGGAACUGCGUUAGAUGCCGAUACACAAGUAGGUCCCGUGAACCUGUUUUUGCAUUCCCUGUUUUCACAAGUAGACGUUUCCUUGAAUGAGCGACUUAUAUCUGCAUCCGCUAACACUUACCCCUAUCGUGCCAUGAUCGAAUCUUUGUUGAACUACGGGGAAGAAGCUAAAACAAGUCAACUUUCUAUGGCCAUGUUUUACAAAGAUACUGCCGGAAAGAUGAAUAUAGUGAACCCCUUGGCUGCAGACGAUGAAGCAAACCUUGGAUUAAAGGCUCGCUAUGAGUUUACCAAAGAGAGUCGUACGGUGGAUAUGAUGGGACCCAUUCACAGUGAUAUAUUCUUUCAAGACCGGUUGAUGCUCAAUGGAGUUAAUUUAAGAAUCAAACUGAACCGGGCUAAGAAUGUGUUUUGUCUUGUGUCCUCAGCAGCCGCAGCUAAUUUCAAAGUGAUUAUCACAGAAGCCAUCUUGUUUGUACGCAGAGUCAAGGUUGCCUUUUCUAUCAUUCUAGGCCAUGCAGCUGGGCUAAAACACUCCAGCGCCAAGUACCCCAUUCGCAGAAUCGACCGUAAAGUGCUCUCUAUUCCAAGAGGAUUUAGCAGUUUUAACCCUGACAACAUCUUUUUGGGUCCAAUUCCCAAGUGCAUAGUAUUGAAUUAG